Messenger RNA from Aethina tumida (small hive beetle), 1520 nucleotides. It is a transcript of the gene Rcd5, whose product is annotated as microspherule protein 1. Gene Ontology annotation, biological process: positive regulation of transcription by RNA polymerase II. The record is from RefSeq and is a predicted model, not a curated record. NCBI's taxonomy places the organism in Eukaryota, Metazoa, Arthropoda, Insecta, Coleoptera, Nitidulidae. The transcript is spliced from 6 exons. Gene Ontology annotation, cellular component: MLL1 complex; Ino80 complex; NSL complex. Gene Ontology annotation, molecular function: G-quadruplex RNA binding; protein binding. The coding region runs from base 69 to 1460 and encodes 463 amino acids.
GUCACACUGUUUGUUUGUGUUUUCAAGGAUUCUAUGGUAGACUAAUAAUAUUAAUAUUCGGCACAAAAAUGGAUAACGUUCAAGAUAUGGAUUUAUUACAAUCGAGUGGCGACAAAUCCGACGUAUAUGGCAUGUCCUCACACGGACAACUUAUGGAUGCAGGUGAUGGAACGAAGCGUAGAAGUUCGAAUAGAUCAAUAAAAAGAAAGAAAUUUGACGAUGAGUUGGUUGAAUAUAGUUUGGGAAUGCCCGGUGUUUCAAACAUAAAGGGUGGAAGAGCCCGUACUCAGUCGGCGCAUUCAGAAUUUUCAGUUGCUUCCCCAUCCACACCCCCCAUUCUACCCACUCCUGCUCCGACUCACAUUCCUGAAAUGAAAAGGAAGCCAUCUGCUAAAACUAUGCCGAGCAGUUCAAGAAAGUCUAAGAAAGGUCGACAACAAAAUCAAUUUGCUACAAAAGAUUUAGGUCGAUGGAAGCCCACUGAUGACUUGGCCUUGAUUAUUGGUGUUCAGCAAACAAAUGAUUUACGUACAGUCCAUUUGGGAACAAAAUUUUCAUGUAAAUUUACCGUUCAAGAGUUGCAACAGAGGUGGUAUGCUCUUCUCUAUGAUCAAGCUGUGUCUAGAGUGGCAGUGUCUGCUAUGAGAAAUUUGCAUCCUGACAUGAUAUCUGCAGUACAAGAUAAAGCUUUGUGGAGCCAACAAGAAGAGGAAAUAUUGUCAACCAUUAAAUCUAACGCAAAUCCGACCAUUGAUACAUUUUCCGAACUGUUAUCUCAACAUGCAGAUGUCUUUUAUUCGGGUAGAACUCCAAAUACACUCCUCCGUCAUUGGCAGACUUUGCGAAUGUACCACUUGCUGCCUGACCAAAAUUUGGGACCACUGCCCACUGGCAGACCUAUUAUGUCAUUUAAUGAUGCAGAAGAAUUAAUACAAGAUUCAGAACUAAGUGAGCCUCCAGAUGAAGUUCUUGAUAAAGAACUGAAAUUGCAACAAAGAAGAAAUGUUAGAGAAAUUCGUCAUCUGGAAAAUGAAGUUGGUAGAUGGAAUGUUCUUGUUGAUAGUGUUACUGGAAUUUGCCCUGGAGAGUUAGAUGGUCAAACACUUGCUGUGCUUAGAGGACGUAUGGUCAGAUACUUAAUGAGAAGUAGAGAAAUUACCAUUGGGAGAUCUGGUAAAGGUCAUGUUGUUGAUAUUGAUCUCUCAUUAGAAGGGCCAGCUCAUAAAAUAUCGAGAAGACAGGGAACAUUAAGGCUUCGGAAUACAGGUGAAUUUUAUUUGUCUUCGGAAGGCAAGCGACCGAUUUUUGUGGACGGCCGCCCCAUAACUGCGGGAAACAAAGUAAGAUUAUAUGAUAAUGCUGUUGUUGAAAUAUCUUCUCUUAGAUUUAUAUUCACUGUGAACCAUGAUCUCAUCAGAUCAAUUCAUACUGAAUCUGUGAGAUACAAUGUUCCUCCAUAAAUGUAAGCAUAUGUAUUUAUGUCUUAUGUAUGUUUAUUAAUAAAGUUUAUAUGUGCAAAA